AUGACAGCCUUCAUUCUCAUCGCCAUGCAAGAGGCAAGCUCACUGUGUGAGCAGUCUGUCAACAGCCUACCAGGCAGUAUGAUUAAGGCAGUAACGUACCUGGAGAGGCAUCUGCCCACCCUAAAUAACCCCUAUGCUGUAGCUAUGUCCUCCUAUGCUCUGGCCAAUGCAGGAAAACUCAACAAGGAGACCCUACUGAAGUUCGCAUCUCCACAGCUGGACCACUGGCCAGUCCUUGAUGGUAAUCAGUACACACUGGAUGCCACGUCGUAUGCUCUGCUGGCCUUGGUCAAGAUGAAGGCCUUCGAAGAGGCCGGCCCAUCGUCAGGUGGCUCAACAAGCAGAACAAGGUGGGAGGGGGAUACGGAUCCACACAGUCCACCAUUAUGGUGUUCCAGGCUGUGGCUGAGUAUUGGAGCAACGUGAAGGACCUAAAGGACAUUGACCUGAACAUCCACAUAGAGGUGGCCGAUAGGACAUCAGAUACAAAGUGGUCCAUCAACAACAAGAACCAGAUCCUCACUCAUAAAGACAAGGUCAACUCCAUAGACAAGAACUUGACAGCAAAAGCCUCAAGAAAUGGUGAGGCGACUGUGUCGGUGGUGAAGCUGUACCAUGCCCUGCCAGAGGAGAAGGACAGUAACUGUGUCGGUGGUGAAGCUGUACCAUGCCCUGCCAGAGGAGAAGGACAGUAACUGUGUCGGUGGUGAAGCUGUACCAUGCCCUGCCAGAGGAGAAGGACAGUAACUGUGAAAGCUUUGACCUCUCUGUCACCCUCACUAAGAUGGACAAAACAAGCCACGAGGAUGCCAAGGAGUCGUUCACGCUCACUAUUCAGAUGGUUUAUCUUAACUCGGAGAGAGAUGCAACCGUUUCUGUCCUGGACAUCGGCUUGCUGACAGGCUUCAUUGUAGACGCAGACGAUCUGAAAAAGUUGUCAGAGAGGAGGGAGCGCUACAUAGAGAAGUUUGAAAUGGGCAGAGUUCUGUCUGAAAGAGGCUCUCUCAUCCUAUAUCUGGAUUAGGUGUCCCAUAAGCUAGCAGACAAAACAUCCUUUAAGAUCCACAGAGUACAGGACAUGGGAGUUCUAAAGCCAGCUGCCGUCUCUGUAUACGAGUACUACAACCAGAAGGACUGUGUGAAGUUCUACCACCUACAGAGGGAGGGUGGUACCCCGAGCAGACUGUCUCUCUGA
Messenger RNA from Coregonus sp. 'balchen', 1195 nucleotides. The record is from the annotation of a GenBank genome assembly. Lineage: Eukaryota; Metazoa; Chordata; Actinopteri; Salmoniformes; Salmonidae.